Pocillopora meandrina is the source of this 14387-nucleotide messenger RNA. The record is from the annotation of a GenBank genome assembly. Lineage: Eukaryota; Metazoa; Cnidaria; Anthozoa; Scleractinia; Pocilloporidae.
CGGUUAUCGCAGCUAAAGCCUGAAAAGGGGAAGUGAUGUUGGUUUCUUAAAGACUUGACUGGAAUAGGUAAUUCGUGAAGUACACGAAGAGAAAAGUUGAUUACAUAUAUAACAGUUUAUCGUGGAGUCCUUGGAAACACGAGGGCAACCGCCACGUAGGCAUGAUCCGGUGUUUUGAAAAUUUCGAUGCUCAAAGGCCAUUGAAGUUACUUUGGUUCCUGUGAACUACUCUACCCCUUAAUUUCAACAUGAGAGUGCAUACAAGAAGCGUUCUUCUGGUCGGCAUUCUCUGUUCCGUACUGUUUAUCUUCUCUUUGGAACUGUGGCCGCCUCUUUUCAGUGACGACGAAACUAAAGAGAAUUCUAAUUCCCCUUUGGUCGACAGUGAUGUUUCCGAAAUUCGUUUGAAGAUUGGAUCGCCGGUUCCCGAUGAACGAGAUUCAAAGUGUUUAAUGCACAACUGUUUUGACAUUUUUCGAUGUAAAGUCAACGAAAACAAACUGAUAUCCGUCUACGUAUAUCCAGACACUCGCUUCUUGGACGAGGAACGAAAAACAAUAAACAAACCAAUGUCGCAAGAAUUCUAUGAACUGCUGACAACUAUUGUGGAGAGUAAAUACUAUACUCCCGAUAUCGGAAAGGCUUGCAUUAUAGUUCCUUCAAUUGAUACUUUAAAUCAGAAAGGCCUCGAUCUUAGAUGGACGGCCAGAAGUCUUGCAGAGUUACCCAGGUAAGGUUUGAUUGUCGUUUACGGUACAUAAAGCAUGAUUUACUCGAACGUUCUGAUGGAGAGUAGUAACAAUCACUUACAAAACAAAAAACUGAUUUUAGAAACUUAUAUGAAAGGUCUUCAUGUCCAGGACCAUAUUUGUUAUUGUUACUACCACUUGACAAGGAAAUUUCAAGGAAAUCUGCAUGUUAGUAACAUUUUCACGUGCAAGUCAACCGACAAUCUGUCCCUGUUAAUCUUUAUUUGCUCUUGUAACAGAAACUACCAUUUUUAUAGGAAAGGUCUAAGUCAUUUCACUUUAAGGGGGCAGUGAGGGCUUUUGAAUACUGCAUAGGGGAGGAAAAUGAAAAAGUAAGUUGCAACUAUGGCUAAAAAAAUGAUCCAAUAGUACAGUAAAAACAGAUAUAUUGUGUCAACAUUUAACUGAAUUCUGCAAUUGCUGCAGAAUUCAAUUAAAUGUUGACACAAUAUAUCUGUUUUUGUGAAUUAAGGUUAGAUAAAACCAGAUCAUAUUAUUUUUACUGACAAAAGCAUUAAAGAUGCAAGGAAAGAUAAAGGGUCAGACCCAAUUUCUUAACAGAGUGAGAUAUUAUCAGUUAUUUGUGAAACCCUUUUAAUGUAACUAGAAUAUUGCUGCUUUCUGGGCUGGAUACAUUACAUCCCAGGGAUUGCCAAUUUUUUUUAUCUGUCAAUCUGGAUUUAAAAGGCUGACUUCUUCUUUUCUUGAUAAAACAUUUUAAGUUGGAGUGAUGGUGGAAAAAAUCAUUUGUUAUUUAACAUGCUGCCUGGUGGUGCACCUGAGUACAAUUCAACACUAGAUGUUGCAACUGAUAAAGCUAUCUUGGCCGGAGGGGGCUUUGCAACUUGGAGUUACAGGACAGGAUAUGAUGUUAGCAUUCCUGUGUUUAAUCCGCUCACAAAUAGAAAGGUUGUCCUAUCACAGAAAAGGUCAGUGAUUUAGCGAGUAAAAAUGAAAAAGUAAUAAUCAAUGAUAAUAAUUUAUUAUGAUAAUACCUGUAACAAUAGUAGUUUGGCAGACAUUGUUUUAUCACACUUUACUGAUUAUCAUAUUAUGUUUGAAGGUGAGCUAGCCACUGUUGUAAUCUUAGAAAGAAAAUAUUUCAAACAUCAGCUCCCCCUUGCAUGUAGGAAUAAUACACAACCUUAAGCUCUUUGAGAUGCACUGUGGUGCCUGAAUUGCCACAAUUUAUUAACUUAUGUCAGUGCUUCACUCACACGCUGAUUGAUAUAACACAGAAUUUUCUUGGGAUGAUUGCCAUAUUAGCUUAGCUCUAAGGAAGCAGACUGAAUUAACCCUUUAACUCCCAGAAGUGGUCAACAUGCAACUUUUCUGAAUAAUAUCCAUACAUUAUUUAGUAAACAGGUAAUGAGAAUACUCAAACUUUUUAGGCAGAACUUUUCAACUAGAUGUAACACCUACUUGUAACUAAUUUGCAAGAAAAUGUGUAGCAGCUAGAGGGGAGAAUUGAAACUCAGCUCUUGGAAGUUUAAGGGUUAAUCUACAGUGGAUCAGUGGUAUAUGCACGAGAAUGGCUCUAGGGAGGCACAAGUUUUUUUAUUAGACCAACAUCAAGGCCUACAUUUUAUUUUUCCAAAAAAUAUCCUUGAGAGGAGGUUACCCUCCAAGGUAUCACUCCAUGGUCAAUGCAUUAUUGCCCAGGCUCUGUUACAGAUAAAGGUAAUUAUAAUACAUUCAACCCACCAUCUCUUUUCUGCUUGGCCAAAAGCAUAGAGUGAAUUUGCAUGUCAAGUUCCCAUGCGCUGUUUUGCGUGCUGAUUUGUAUAUUUUUACAUGUUUAGAUUAUCAGUUCCACUUAAUGUUGUGACCACUUUGGUUUUUUUUUUUUUUUUUUGUUCAGUGUAUAAUAAAAUAAUUAUUAGAUUUAGUUUUUGUGAUAUCCAGAAUAAUCAAGGUCGAGAUAAGGGGUUAUCAGCCGAAACCUUUGGCUUUAGCUGACAACUCCUACCUCAAACUUAAUUAUUCUGGAUAUCACAAAAACCUCAUCCAAUAAUUGUUUAUUUUUGGUAGCAAACAGAGGAAUGGUUGACUCUGUGUAAUUUUUGUGCUUGUUGAGCAGAGAUGCCAAGCAAUGGCACUUUUCCCUCUUCUUUUUUUGUCUUUGACAAUUUUGGGUCUUCGUUUAGAAUAGAUUUUGUCAUUUUUUGACCAUAAGCCUUCAGGUAACGCCUAUCUUUAUUUGAAAGAAGGCUUGAAGUAAAUUGUCUCAAAAUCUUGUAGGUUGCAAACUAUUUAGCCUUCAGUUAUUGGGAAACUUUAUGGUAAUUUGAAAUUUAGAGGAAUAUUCAUAUACUGGGAUGAUUUUCUGUUGCAGGUCAAGUGAUUGGUUGUUUUUGUCAUCCCAAGCAAAUAUGAACCAUCUCUUCAGAAGGCAGCUGGAAGAGAUUGAAAGAGAUAAUUCAGGCUUCUUGAUCCUAAAACGCUGCCCUGAUGAUCCUAACAAUGUGUACAAGAGAUGCAAAGGCUCAGAGACCUAUCAGUAUCCAGAAAUUUUGCAAGUGAGUUUUCACUUCUACUAAUCUAAUAAUUCCAUAAUUGCUCUUACAAAGGGCUAAUUCUUGUCAUGUUAGCUUUAGAAGCUCUAAGCUCUCACAUUGUCAACUCAGUUAAUUAAAACAAAAUUGUCUUGGAAUUGACUCUCUUCCCCCCAACCUCUCCACCAAUGCAGCAUAAUAGUUUCUUGAGAAACUUACUCCCUUUAUACAUUUACUGGUUCCUCUUGUGGUUUUAUUGUAUUUUCAAUCAUUGAUGUUUUGCAGUCUUAUUUAUCUUAUUUAAUGUCCUUUGGAAGGGAAAAAAUUUUUGAUAUACAGUCAUGUAUUUGCAUAGAGAGAGUGAUAUUCUUGCCAGUGGAAAAUUAGUCAGUUUGAUAAACAGUUGUGAGUUUUUACCAAAAAAUUUGAAUUUUCUGAAGUUCUUGAAUCUGGCUUUUAUUAUUUUUCUCACCUCAUGUUGGUGUUAUAGUCUAAUUCCAGCCAAGUCGUCCACGCUGAAUUGCCCACUUCAACUGGUUACAUCAACUUGCCUAUACUUAAAAUUACUUUUCUGUUGCCUUUAAUCUUUCAUAUUCUACUAUUCAAGUAUUGCCUAAAUACUUACUAUUUUUGCAAAUGAAAUUAUUCUUGCUAACAAGACACAGCUUCAGCUUUGACUUUUGAAUCAAAAUGGCUGCCUUUAGUCUCUCUCCAGUCCUGCCCGAUAUCAUCUCCUAUCCUGUUUUUUGCCAACAUGUAGAAUUUUCUUGUGACUCAAUUAUUUCUUAUUGUGGCAUGAAAGUAUUGCCCAGUACUCUCUGAUGGUGUCUCAAUACAAGAAUGAUUCUCACUUCACUGAAAAAUUCUAAGCUUCGGCUUUUCAGCUUCAUGGGCAAGUUUGUGAGCGCAGUUUGGUAUGUGGGUGACUUGAUUGGUUACCCUAUAAUAAUAUAUAUUAUACCUUGUAUAAUCAUCAGUAGCCAGCCAGCCACAUGUAGCUUACUCUCCAACUCUCCAAUGAUGUUCAAACCAUGUACUCGACAUGUCAACAAAUAUAUAUAUUAUUGUUAAUAGAAAAGAAACAGGUAUGUUAAUUAAUUUCUUGUAAACUUCUUAAUUAAUAUUUUGCUUAACACUGCUUAUUUUAGCAUGCUACCUUCUGUCUGGUUAUUCGAGGGGUCAGAUUGGGUCAAACAACUCUGCUGGAUGCUUUGAUGAUGGUAAGCUUUGUCACUGUACUGAUGAAUGAAUAUUGAAUUUUCUUCAUGAAAAAAUUAUCAAGUGUUGGAGCAAUUAAUGUCUAAAUAAAGACCAAAGAAUUUUAAUUAAUUGAUUUUCAAGCUUUUCAGGCAGGUUUUAUUAUGCUUUAGUCAGUUAAAAAAGCUUGCAUACUUAACUUAAAAGGUAAUUUUGAUAAUCAGACAUCUUUGGCCAAAAUCUCCUUUAUUCAGGAUUGUAUUUUCUUUGACACAUUGGGUUAGGAAGAGGUGGAGGGGGGGGGCUGGAGAAAAUCAGUUUCGUUCUGUGAAGAAGAAGACAGCAACAAGAGUUUCUCUACAUUUUUAGUAAUUUUAUAUGCUAACUACCAUUGCUUUUUUUAUUUGCAAACUUUCUUCUUUGUGUUUUGUGCAAGUUAGGUCUUCAUAUAGAUAAACAUGAGAGAACUGCCCUAAAAUAAUUACACAUCCUGCUCAUGAAAAUACGUCUUGGUUAUAUGCCCAGUGUUCUCCUUUCUUUUAAGCAGGAAAGGUAAAAGAAAUUUUAAAACCAGAAGAGCAACCUUUUUUACAUUUUCUUGUUGAAUUUUCAAGAAUUCCUAAUGAUUUCAGGUGGUAAUAAGGCUUAUUUCAGACGGUGAAUUUUACCAGUUAUUACCUGAAAAGGAGAACAGUUUAUGCCACCUCUUAUAUUGGGUCUUUUCCUUUUCUUCAGGGCUGCAUUCCAGUGGUCAUAAGUGAUGACUACAUUUUACCUUUCUCUAGUGUGUUAGAUUGGAAAAGGUAAUUAAAAGUAACUAUUUCUUCUGCUUUUUAUUGUAAUUUGGUAUAUUCCACAUAGAGGAAUAGUGCUUUUUGCACAUGUUGAUUGGUUAGUUUGGGAGUAAUUAGCAAGUACAGUAGAAAAUAAAUGUUUUUAGUUAGCUGAGAGUAAAUGACCAAAAAAAUGGGUUCAAAUGUGUCAGAGAAAGUGGUGGCCGUCUACUUCCACUUUGAUGAAUAAUUUAAUUGUAUUCAGGUGAUCAUGCUCAGAAUAUCGGUCAGAUGAACAACUUAUUAUUGAUCACAAUGUUAUUCAUAAAGGGCUUAUGAAGCAAGCUAGUGCUGCUGAAAGCACAAACUCUCUUGGUGCUCAACUUGAAAUUCCUUUUUAUGUCUUAUUGUUUCAUUACACAGUUGUAUGAGUUUCUUUUGAUCUCAAAAUCUUCUUAAAAUUUUUUUACAACAAUGGUCUCUGUGUUUCGGUGUGAUUUAGAUUUUACUAGUCAUCACUGUAUUUGGGGUUAAUUUUGGCAAGAAAAUGUUUAGUGUAGCAUCAUUGUGUAAUUCACUGUCAGUGUCAGUAUACAGCUAGGAUGGAGUGUACAUGAUCCAGUUUUGUGCUUUUUGUCAUAGGGGAGCAGUUCAUGUGGUGGAGAAAGAGAUCAAUCGCAUCCCUGCCAUUUUAAGAGAGAUAUCAUCAAGUCAAAUUAAAGACAUGAGAAGACAGGUAUUAUUGUAACAAUUUACAGAGGCUGAAUUUUACAUUAGUGUGUAUAUUCUUCAUAGUGUUCUCCAAACAUUUUAUAAGAUGCUUGCAAAGAGAAUUUGUUGGGAGCUUCUUUAGUGUAUCAUCACUUUCUUUAUAUUUCUGAGCUUAAUGUGUGAUUAUGUCAAGAGAAAUUAGAUGCUAGUUGCUCUUAGGGGUCAGAGGGUUAAGAAGUCCCCUAAUUUCUCACUCCCAGACAAAUCCAAUAGAGAAAAACAACUUAUUUGUCCUACCAAAUGGCUCAUUGGUGAGACCAAAUUAUUUCCCCUGCAGUUAUGAUUCUGUGUCUUUCAGCAACUUAUGUGCAGAGUAUGAAUAAGUACUGCCAAAUGUACAUUGCACAAGGGACAGUUUGCUGUAUACACUAGAGCAUGCAAGACAAUUGCAAAAAUUGGAAAAAUUGGAAAAAUCACUAUGCAAACAUGCUCGAGUAAUGGGAGAUCAUCUCUUAAAAACACCAUUAAAAGUGAGGCAAAUAGAAUUUUAACUAUUCAAGAGGAAAAAUUUUCUUAGUGUCAUAGGUAUUUUAGUCUUAGUUUGUUCAUUAAACUGCCUUUUAUCUCAAUGUUAUCUCCUAACUGUGAAUAUCAUAAAUUAGUGCAAGAGUCACUUUAAAACCUGUUUCAAUAUCUCACAAAUUCAUAAAUUUAUGGUCUGAAGUUUCUUCUGCCUUGCCCAUCUAGUCUCUAUUAGUGUAUGGGAUGAGGCCAUGUUUGUAAAAGUACAAUUGAUAUCUGAUAUAUUUUUAUUUCAUAGGGGAAAUGGUUUUGGGAGAGGUAUUUUAGCUCCAUGGGCAAGAUUGCUCUUACAACUAUGAAAAUUCUGAAUGACAGAGUGUUCCGCUACACGGCUUGGCAGUAUGAGGUAAACUACAUUACUCAAAACACGCGCAUAAAACGUGCAUAAAUUUGAAAGUAAGUGCGUUUGAAUAAAACCCAGGCAUGUCUCAAUUGCGCAUAUGCGCGUAUAAUCAUUUAUGCACCUGUUUCAUUAGAAUGUAUGAGCUAGCUAGAUUUUCUUUUGCUGAAAGGUAAUUGUUCUAAAGAAUAGGCUAAUAGCACUAAAACACUACAUCAUUAUGAACUGCAUGUCGACUUGUUCGUUUCAAUCACCGCUCGAGCCGACCUUCCCCGCACACGGUUACAUACGUAUGCGACUUCGAAAUUGGAACUACAUACAAAGUAAAAUGCUGUCCAUUUUUAGUCAAGAGGAUAUCUUCCUUACCAUACGAUGGAAGUCAGUGGCACUUAUAUGAUAUUCAGUAUUUUGAAGUGAAUGGUUGUUCAUAGAGCUUCACAAAUAAGAUAAUUUUUUAUCAUUUGAGAGCAAUUCGUGUCCAAGUUUUGCCAUUACAUAAGGCAAUUUGAAUAAACGUAGAUAUUUAUUGUUCCUUUUCUUGCCUUUUAGGACUGGAAUGUCCCUUUUGAGACUUCCUCAGGGAAGGAAACGGUAAGUAUUUAAUCAACUAUUUUCAAGUGGCUACUAUGUUGCGUUAUGAAAACUUGAAAUCCGGAACUUUUCGAUGAAACUAGGAAUUGUGCUGUCAUAAAAUACGAUUCAGUAAGAACCUCCGUGAGAUAAAGACCUAUUUUGUGGUUCAGACAAAGAGAAUGACUACCUAGAAAGAGUAUGCUUACAGUUGUAAUCAUUAAUUGUAAACAUUCCUUGAUUUCAAAAGGCAACCUUUCUUCUUCCACUGUUUUUCCCGCUACGUCCGUACACAAAUCAAGGAUUUACCGCAGUGGUGCUGUGUUAUGACAGAGUAGACACCAUGUUUAAAGUUAUCACAAGAAUCGCUGACACCCCCAGUUUGACAAAGGUAGGUUAUUCAAAACAUUUAUUCAGAGUUCUCUCAAAAAAACUUCGUCUCCUGAAACUGCUUUUAUAAUAUUUUGUGAGCGGCAACUAAAUUUAACUUGGAUGAGACUGCAAAAUGUUAGCUUAACAAGAUGAAAAACACAGAGGAGGAUAAAGGAACAAGGAUUGCUAAGGAUGGAGAAGAUUAAAACAAACAUAAAAUAACGAAGUGUAAAACCUUGGGCAAAACUCAUCAAGGUGCAUAUAACGCAAUGUAGCUCCUUUAGAAGGCUGCGAACGACCAAGAGAGAAAAAAAAUAUCAGUCGAUUGAUUUCUGGAGUUCUAAGUCUUUCUCCUUCCGCUUUCAGAUUGUAGUUGUUUGGAACAAUGUCAAAAAGGCUCCUCCCUCUGGUGAGUUGAGUAAUAUUCCACCUCUUCCUUUGGGCUCUGUACAGGGGAGCAGAGAUAGCGCGCUAGCGAGUGGAUUCGCUUCCCACGGUUGUUGUUCGUGUAGCGGACGGCAACGGGGAUACUAAAAUCAGCAAAAGGAUUGGGGAGAGAAAGCCAUUAUUUUUCUUUCUUUUCUUUUGGCGGUGUUUAAAUUCAAGAUUCAGAUAUCAAUAGUAUUGAAAUUCAAUCAAAAAAGUUGCAGGAACUGGAACAGAAUAUAUUGGUUUUGGAGCUAAAACCCGCACCGCUAUUACUUAGGUGAUUUUGAAAUAUGGCUUCGGGUACGUAUUGUGACCGAAACUUUAAGAGACGGGGCCUUAAUGUCACAUGUGGGUUAAUUUUUUGGUUGGUUUUCCUCCCGUGCUAUAAGUGGGUCAUUCGGUUUUUCUCCUUCCACAGAAACCAAACUUCUUAAUUCCAAUGCGACGAGCAAACAGUGAACUAAAAGCCGUUUGAUGGAUUUCCCCUGCUUUUAAGAUUCGAUUUACUUCUGUGAUUUGGCAGGUUUACUAUGAGAUUUUACAUGUCUAAUAGUUGUUUACCUCCUUAUAGCUGCCAAGUGGCCUCAAUUAUCAAAACCAGUAAAAGUCGUCAAGACGAAAGAAAACAAACUUAGCAACAGGUACAUACAAUGUAAAGAAAUCUUAAUCUAAAUCGUUUAGACCUCAAUUUCCAAAUAUUACCUCCAUAUUGUCGUGGAUUGAUCUGUCUGUCGUAUGUGUUUAUAAACGAUAUAUACUUCUUUGUACGUUUAUUUGUGAUUUGUCAGGUUUUUCCCAUACAAAGAGGUUGAAACAGAAGCGAUUCUUGCCAUCGAUGACGACAUUCUAAUGCUGACGCCGGAUGAACUGGAAUUUGGUUUUCAGGUAAGUAUCUCCAACAAAGUUUAUUUCUUGAAUAUCUUAGUUGUAUCCGUAGCAUUCCCCAACCGUCAUGGUGAUCGUGAUCGGAAGGUGCUGUUUUAUUUCGUCUUUUACAAUAAUUACCAGUCAACCUUGGUCCCAAGCUUCUUUCUUUUCCUUCCUCAAGGGUAUUACUUAUGACUCGUUAGUGACAGAUCGUCCCUGCUAAUAUGAAUUAGGGCAGUCUUGAUAGCGUAAAUGCAGCUAAAAGUUAAGCAUCCAUCUGUAAAUUAUUAACAUUACUCCUUUGACACCGUUUAACUCAUCACAACUUAGAGUGUCCAUGACAAGAAUUUUUUUUGCGCAUUAAUUUAGCCUAUCAUAUGUACAAACCAAUUCGAUAGGAGAAAAAUCUCAAAAAACUUUAAACUCGGUUUUUUCGGGCCCAAAAGAACUCUUAUUUUGUCUUAAAGUGGCUGUAGACUGGUAAAGAGUUAGUGGGUGAUGACGUAAAAAACUUUGAAAACUCGUAAUAGUUAGCGUUUAAGUCUUGAAAUAAUGCCCCGAUAGCGAUGUAUACAUACCUUCAGCAAGCUCCACCGGAAGUUGUGAUACAUCGUAACCAAGUAGUAAAGAAGAAAUGGAAGUUGCGAGUACGGUUCAACCUGAAAGAGGACCGCAUGCAUCAAGCGAAGAUUUCGACGAGUACUAGCUAAGACGGUUUCUCGAGAUUAGGACAAAAAUGUCCCGUUACUAAAUGCUUAGUUCCGCUCACCAUUGUUCGCUUGCAAAAUGGCAGCGGAAAAGAAUGUGAAACAAUCGUGUCCGGUGUGGGAACGGGCCCCGUAAUCAGCUUCCUUUUUAGCUGAAUUCAUUGGCCAUCUUCCCCUGAUUUGAUCAGUGACAUGUAUUCGUAACAGCCGUCUUUCGAAGCGGAAGGAGCAUAAGGCUGACGACAUUGAAGAGUAAAAUCUCCUCGAUGUCGACGAUCGGAACGUGUCCAUUUUGGCCAUGUACCUUCAUCUUUGGAAAGAAGUGUUCAGAAAUAUCCUGUGUAUGUGUAUUAUUCUUUUAGCUGACAUCAUUUGGCGCUCCGGUCGCGCAACACGUUCGUUCUCUCUUCUUGAUUUCUCCUUUCUCCACCAUAGUUGCGAACGUGUCUUCUGUCACGAAGCCAGGAGACGAUUCUUGUUUUCCUUUUUAAACACUUUAUUAUUUGUCUUAAACUUCUGAAAACCUUACGAUCUCGAAUCUUAUUUAUAGUAGCCGAUUACAUCAUACUUAUUUCUGAAACACUAUUUUCAGAAGCAAGAACAUUCUAGACGCUAAUGAUGCCAUAUCCUUUAAAUAACUCAAUAGAAUGUUCCGGAAUAUGAAGAAGUUUCUAGCUCAGCUUAUGCAAUAGCGUUAUGGUAAAUCAAUGUUCUAUUAAUUUCUGGAGACUUCACAGUUUGCUACAUCACAGUUAUGUAACAUGAUCGUUUUGGCCACGUGCUAAAAUUCGGACACUUUUUGGCUGCCAAAUCGUACCCUCAAUGCGCAAAAAAUGGUCAUGGAGAACUCGCUAGGCGUUAAGGUCGUUAGAAACAACUAUCAACCAGAAAACGCAAAAAAAAAAAAAGAAAAGAAUUCGUGUCAUAGGGAUAUUCUUCACACUGUUUCCAUACAUUCCCAAUGGAGCUGACAAAGAGAAUCUGUUCAACCAUUAAGGGCUUCUUUAGUUGGUGAUUAUUUCCUUUACUCUCAUGAGCUUGAAUAUGUGAUUCAGGAGUGAAAGCGUUAGGAGAAAUUAGGUGCUGGUCACUCUUUGGGGUCAAAGGGUCGAGCACUCUUCUUUUCCUCGUGAAUAAACAAUCAUUAUGCAGUCCUUAUGACCCCGUGAAUGAACAAAUCAUUAUGCUUCAUUAUUCAGACUUGGAGAGAGUUUCCUGACCGUCUUGUGGGAUUCCCUGGUCGUGUUCACACCACUCAAAACGGCACAAAUCGGUUCAAGUAUGAAUCAGAAUGGACAAACACUGUAUCCAUGGUGCUCACUGGCUGUGCUUUUCAUCAUAAGGUAACAAAGUGAAAUGUGUGUCUCUGUAGAUCAUCGAGGCUUUUUGAAAUUUCGUUUAACAAAGGGGAGCUCACGGGAGAAAAAGGGGAUUAUUAGGUUACUUACUAAAAGAGCUAUAGUAUGUUAUGAGACGCUUUCCGACUUUUGAAAAAAAAAGUUACCUUUACUAUAAAAAAACUGAAAUUACUUUUUUUCCAUAGUAGAAAAGCGUUAUUGAGGGAAAAAUAAGACAAAAGUCCCUAAGACUGUAGGCUGCAUGGGAGACGCGUUGACAUGGCGAAUAGGCGGCCUUCGAACCGAAAAAGAUUCAGUUGAGCCCCGGCCGGGUUAGACUAAGAGCAGUCUCUUCUCUUCGACGAACUCCGUCGCGUGAGUCAAACAAAAGAGAAGCAGUGAAAAAAAAAUCGAUGUCAGAGUUCCACGCGGCGCUGUGCGGCGCCUUCUAUUUGCUCUUUUUCAUCAGGAGUUGUUGGACUUAUCCCUUAGGCGUCUCAACUUUUCAUCUUUCCUCGAAUAAAACGGUCUUCAAUUAUGACUUUUGACGCUUUCUAUUUAACGGCUCUAAAUUAAAAGAUGGAACUAUUAGCUGCUGCCUCUGACCUAUUAUAAUUUAUGUUGCAAAGCUAGGCUUAGAGGACACAGACAAAGGAAAAUUAUCAAUUAUGUUUACUCAUUUCCUUGGUUUGCAUCCUCUAAGCCAUGCCAAUAGGCCAAAUUUUAAUAUAUCCAUGACCUAAUUCAAAAGGUGUUAUGCGUUUUGUGUAACUUGCUAGUCACCCAUGAAGGUAUUUCCAUCUUGGUGGAAGCAGUGUGGAAGAGUGGUCAGGGCGCUGGACUUAUAAUCUGGUGGUCCCGAGUUCAAGCCCUUCUCCCUGCUACUGAAUGGAUUGUUCUCGGUUGCCCCGCGUUUAACUCCUUGGUGGCACUUUCUAAAUAGACAACUAGUCUGCCUUCAGCCAAUUGGGAUUUUUAAACUCCAGGUUUAUUUACAAUGUUUUUCUCAAUUUGUCUGUGUUGGCCCUGGAAAGUCCUAUUGAGUCAGUGUUCAAUUCAGGUUAUCAUCAUCAUUAUUAUUAUUACUAUUAGUGUUGUUAUUAUAAUUAUUAUCUUAUUCCAUUCUUUUUAUCACACAGUACUUUAGCCAUCUAUUCACCUACAUGAUGCCUGUCUAUAUACGAGACUGGGUUGACCAACACAUGAAUUGUGAAGACAUUGCCAUGAACUUCAUGGUCUCCAACUACACUGGCAAGGCACCGAUUAAGGUAAGUUUUAAUUUCAAUAUCCUGAAUCUUGAGUUCACAUUGUCGUGGCUCAGGACAAUGAAGCAUUUUAUUUUCUGAAGGAUUUAAAACAAUGACAACAAUAAAGAUGCUCUACCGCGUAGCUGGUAAGAGAGUUUUUGGUUACAAGAAAAGUCAUUGAAACACAUCAUGCGUCGUGGCGAGGACGACCAGAGAUACUACCGCCUCCUAACCAUUGAAAAGGGGGGGUUAUUUUGUCUGAAGUGUGAGAUUCUUAUGUCACACUUUUCUUGUAAACUACUUGGAUCAACCAUGUCAAAAAUGUUUUUUGUCAUCUUAUCUGCUGGUUUAGCUCCAGUGUGUCUCUUGUCUCGGCCUCUAUCUGCUCGUUUUCCUAAUUCUUCUCUUUUAUCUCCAUCCUUAAAUGAGUUCGCUAAUUUUUGAUAUUUUUUUAAAGGACUCUCAAAUGAAGAGUGUUUAUUUUAUACUCUAAGAGUUAUUUGUCAUAACACUCUAACUCUUUUCAACCUAACCAUUUCGCUAGAAAUUUCGGAUUAAUUUGAGAUUCUCACAUGCAUAGGUAACCCGUAGAAAGCGUUUCCGCUGUCCGGAAUGUGUGACUGAAUCAUUGUGGGCCGAUCCGAGCCAUUUCGUGGAGCGAUCAGAAUGUUUGAACGAGUUUGUCCGAGCCUAUGGUCAAAUGCCGCUUCAGACGGUCGAGUUCAGAGCUGACCCGCUGCUGUUUGGCGAGAAACUUCCCACUAAAUUAAAACUAUUUAACGAUGUUGGAAGCAUUUAGGAGGAUUGAAGUUAAAAAAUAUGAAUGUAUUUUGGUAAUCAAGUGUAAGCAGGUAAUGCAUAUUCUUUUGUCGAUCCAGGGACUAUGGUAAAUUAUUGUAAGAUAAAGUCUAAACUUUAAUAGAACAUGGAAAGAGAGAGAAGAUAGGAGAGAAGUUAGUAUAAAAAUGGAAGGAAAAGGCGGGCUAGUCCGUGUGCACUUCCUUGUAAUCUUCUUCUUCUUCUUCUUUAAGCCCUUGGCUCCUUAGUGGAGCUUUGAUGAUUUCUGUCAAUCGUGUGUGACCAUCGAUAUCAUCAGAUCAACAGAAUUCAGGCUGUAUCUUAGAUUUUUCACUUUCAUUUGAAUUUUAUUUCAGUUUCUCAUUAGUAUUGAUAGAGAGCACCAAUAUGAUUAUGAUAAAUCUAGGACCUACAUGAUGCAUUUGCCUUUUUUUUUCCUUUUUGGUUCGCUGAGAAAUUUUGUUUAUUGAAAGGAAAUCUUUCAAUAGUAGUUUGCUUUGGAUGACAAACACCAAAGAGGUAUGAUACCGGAUGAAAUCGAGAAUGAACGAGGUUGGUUAAGAAGGCAGAAGAUUGAUAUCAUAUGGAUUGCAAAUGACAAACGUUAAAACUGCAGGCAAAAUUUAUAAAGAAUUUGAAGCUGUGACGUAGUUCCUUUAAUGUGUUUCCUAAAACAAGUGAAGUGCGAGAAACAGAUCCUCACGGGUGAACUGUAUUUUGAUAAAUGACAUUUUGGAAAGGUGGAGAAAAAAAGCUUGAAAAACUUCAGGCUUCUGAGGGAUUUGAACCCUCGCCUCGUAAGUGCCCAUUGGUUGAGGAACCCAACUGGGCUACAUAGCCACAUGUUGAGAGCGCGAAAAAAUAUUUCGGGUUCUCUAAAACAAGUGACUUUAUCAUCCUUUUCCUUGUACAGGUGUUUUUACAGUUUUUUUUUUUAAAUAGUCUCAGGAAAAACACCUCUAUUUGUCACUUCGCAUCACGUUAGGUUGUGUUAACUCAUAUCAUAAAAAUUCUACCUUGAAACAAUGGAUUUAAAGAGGCUUACAUGGAGUUUGUUUCUGUAAUUGAAAAAAAAAAGUUGUUUUUUUUGGUUUUUUAGGUUUCAAAUUUUCUCUCCAUCAUAUAUAUUUGGCUAAGAGUUAUACCACAUAUUUUAAACCUCGUCGAUGAUAUUUAUUGCAUGUUACAUAAUGUAUCUCCACUUUUUAUUCCG